GUGUCGGAACAGCCCAGGAGUUAUCGCUAUGCCUGAGCCGGCUAAGUCUGCUCCUGCGCCUAAGAAGGGCUCCAAGAAAGCUGUCACCAAAACGCAGAAGAAAGGUGACAAGAAGCGCAAGAAGAGCCGCAAGGAGAGUUACUCUAUUUACGUGUACAAGGUGCUGAAGCAGGUGCAUCCUGACACUGGCAUCUCGUCUAAGGCCAUGGGUAUCAUGAACUCCUUCGUCAAUGACAUCUUCGAGCGCAUAGCCGGUGAAGCCUCGCGCCUAGCGCACUACAACAAGCGCUCUACCAUCACCUCUCGGGAGAUUCAGACGGCUGUCCGGCUCCUGCUGCCGGGUGAGCUGGCCAAGCAUGCAGUCUCCGAGGGCACCAAGGCUGUAACUAAAUACACCAGCUCUAAGUAGAAUAUCACAAAGCAACAGUUUUAACCCAAAGGCUCUUUUAAGAGCCACCAA
Molecule: messenger RNA, 460 nt
Organism: Pezoporus flaviventris
Lineage: Eukaryota; Metazoa; Chordata; Aves; Psittaciformes; Psittacidae
Product: histone H2B 1/2/3/4/6
Exons: 1
Coding region: 29-409 (126 amino acids)
Cellular component (GO): nucleosome
Molecular function (GO): protein heterodimerization activity; structural constituent of chromatin; DNA binding
Source: RefSeq, a predicted model, not a curated record